Messenger RNA from Loa loa (African eye worm), 243 nucleotides. RefSeq lists its product as hypothetical. NCBI's taxonomy places the organism in Eukaryota, Metazoa, Nematoda, Chromadorea, Rhabditida, Onchocercidae. The transcript has a single exon. The coding region runs from base 1 to 243 and encodes 80 amino acids. The record is from RefSeq and is a predicted model, not a curated record.
AUGGAACGAUUAGCGGAUCUUUCCGGAAUUGUAUAUGUGUUAAUUAAGAUUGAUUAUUAUUGUAAGCUAUUUGAAAAUUACCGUAAUAUAUUCUGUUUACAGUACAACAAACAAUUAGAAGAGACUCAACAACAGCAUGAAUUGAUCCGUAAGCAAAAGAAACGUCAAAAGCGAUUUCCGGCAGAAAAAUCGGAACAAACGGAAUGGUUUCAAUGGCCUGGUUUGUUUUACAAUACUAUUUAA